Molecule: messenger RNA, 7127 nt
Organism: Gigantopelta aegis
Lineage: Eukaryota; Metazoa; Mollusca; Gastropoda; Neomphalida; Peltospiridae
Product: ribonucleoprotein PTB-binding 1-like
Exons: 16
Coding region: 217-3345 (1042 amino acids)
Molecular function (GO): RNA binding
Source: RefSeq, a predicted model, not a curated record
UGUCGUGUUAUUAGUGGUUUGAUCAGAAAAAAGUAGAAAACAAGUACUCCUCAAUACGAAUUUAAAAAAUAAGAACAUAGUUAAGAACAAAAACUACGACAUCAGUGGAAUCGGGUUUAUGUAACUCUCUUUGAAACCAUUAUAAAUCAUUUGUUCGACUCUAUGAAUUACUUCCGGUAAUGCUGCUCUGUAUUGUGGGAUAGAAACCUGUUCAACAUGGCCGCUUUAGAAGCGGUACCGACUUCAAAUACAGAAAGUGAAAAUGAAUCCUCCGAACAGUGUGAGACAAAAAGUAGUAAUAAUGUAGAUGAUCAUGAUGAAGUACAGAAGACGACAAACGAAGAAAGCAAUAUAUUGCAAAAUAGACAUGCAUUGUCGGUACAAUCUGAAUCUGAAUUCAACAAACACCAAAAAUUACUGAUCAGAAACCUGAAAUCGCCAACAGAACAGAAAGUUGAAGAAUUUCUGAAGGGUUAUGAAAUUAGCGGCAUUGUCAUAUCUGAUUUGACAUUUGAGGUAAUGGUAUCCUUAAAGAAUGGUGAUCAGGCAGAUGAAGUUAUAAGCAAACUGAACAUGACGGAAUUUGAGGAACAGGAAGUAUCAGUUGCAAGAUGUUUGAGUAACAAAUUAGUUUGUGUGGCACAUUUACCUUCCGAUUAUGGAGAAGAUGAUUUCAGACAGCUCGUCUCCAAAUAUGGAUCUCCUGAGAGGUGCUUUCUGAUGAGGACCGACUAUACUGGUGAAAGCAAGUGCUAUGGAUUUGUUGAGUUUUCCGACGAGGACAGUAAAACUACGAACAUCUGUGAUGAGCUUGACUGGCAGAAACUGCAGGACCAUCGACUGAACGUUGACUUUGUCGAAGAUCACAUUCAAGUGUUCAACAAACUCCAUUCACGAUGUCUGCUCAUUGACAACCUUCCCAAAGACUUCAACGAUGUGUCGAAACUUCGCGAGAUUUUCAGCUCCAUUAUUAGUCCUGUUUAUUGUCAGAUUUUGAUGCAAGACGCAGAAUCACUUGGCUAUGGAAUUGUAGAGUUCCGUGAACCAAAAGAUGCUGAAGAAAUGUGGCGACAAUUUCAGAAGCACAAAAUAAACGACACCGAGAUUUCUUUGACCUUCUGCAUUCCUGGCAGACCUGCAGUGGCAAUCUACAACAGGAUCAUGUGGAAAAUUAAUGACAAGCUCAAUGCGACAGACAAGAGUAGUCUGUUGCCAGAUCCUGUGUUUGUGAGUCCACUGGUGACGAACUCCCCUCUUGUAAAAAGUCUCAAAGAACAGUAUCCACAGUUGAAUGAUAACUUCACAAAGGUAUUACAACAUCUGCACCAGUCGUACAUGAAACAAUUGAUGUCUCGGAACUGCAAGCCAGGUUUGCUGGGACCCGCUCCUUCUCUACCAAUGAGUCCGAUCAUGAAUCCCAGCAUGCAGCUGGGCCUCUUCAUAAUGCUGGCUGUACAGACGAUAUCACAAAACAAAACACCGUGUACGGGUCUCAUGGCUGCCGAGAUGAACCUCCUCAGUGGUUUGGAGUCACCAGCAGAUGCUCCGAGUAAACCUCAGACUGGUGCCAAACCUUCUCUGCUGGGUGACCCCAUUACUGCUAAAGCCGGAAUCAUUCUGCAGUGCCUGUCCAACCAGCUGAUGCCGCAGCCCAUUAUGCCGUCCAGCGCACCCAAGCCUCUGAUGACCAUCGGUCAACCAGAGCUGAAAUUUCCAGCAACAAUGGAUCAGCUAAUGCAGAAUAUCCGCAACAUAAACAUCAACUUGCUGAUGAAUCUGGGUCAGGCCCUGACUGCAAUGCACAACAGUCUGUCGAUGAAGGAGGGUCAGAAACAGAGACCCCAUGGCUCAGGUCCCCCUAGUCUGCUGGGUGCUCCUCCCCUGAAUCCACUGGGGCUGAUGAUGGGAAGAGAACCCGGACUGGGUGUCGGUCAGAAAUCCAGUUUGUUGGGGCAGGCUCCAAAACUUGGAGACAAGAGUAAUCCAGACUCGGCCCCGAAAAGUUUACUGGAUUUUACCCCAAAAAGUUCGACAGAUCCGUCACCGAAAGCUUUGUUGGGGCUGAAACCGAAAAGCCUUUUAGACCUAGAUUUCAGCAACAUGGGCCCAGCGAAAGGUGGCAUGUUUCAAGGUUCUUUUAGAAAUGGACCUGUUGGCAAUUUUUCCCAUCAGAGAGGUGGGGGGAAUACGUCGACAUUUGCUCGUAAUUUACAGUUCACUGGACAGAAGAAUCCCAGUUUUAAUUUCACUGCUAUGUCGAGCAAACCGACACCAAACAUGGACCAGCCAAGCGGCAGAAAGAAAGCGUCGCUCCUAGGAAUGCCUACGAGACAGGCCCCUCGCAACGAGGAUCUUUGGUUAGCCGAGCCACCAUUUCAGUCAUAUGAGCAAAAAGACUGGGAUACAUCUAACAUGAAUAAGGCAGGGUCCAACGAAAGCUAUUCAUGCAGUACGUCUGGAUCUUGGGAUUACAAUGACUCGGGUUAUGGGCAGGGUGACUCGUCUGGCUAUGAUUUGUAUGGUACUAAUGGAGCUUACUGUGGACAGUAUCAGGAAAACACUGCGCCAUCUCAGCCUGUUCAGUCUGCUCAGCCCGACUCUGUAGAUCCUCAAGACAAAUUAGCUCAGGAAGCUCGGGAAUAUGCUCAAUACACCGAACAGUAUUAUAGCCAGAUGUACAGUGGAUACGACCAAAACUACAACUACACGACAGAUUACACCAACACAUACAACAAUCAGCAGAUGCAGCAACAGCAGCAACAGCAGCAACAACAACAACAACAGCAACAGCAGCAGCAGCAGCAACAACAACAACAGCAGCAGCAACAACAACAGCAAACUCAAGGAAAUAUGGAUGCUAACACUUACAAUCAAGCCUAUGUGACCGCUACGAAUAUUGGUAGUGCAACAAUAUCAGCAGGCCCCAAGUUGAAGAAUUACAGCUCGAAACAUCCUUCGUUUGGACAGGUCUACGAUUCUACAGGUCUGUUUCGAACUCCCAGCACCAACCACGACUCCGGCUAUGCCAGCUAUAGCACUAGUAACACACAAUACAACUACAGCUUUGGCCAGAGCCUGCAGGCCAAUGCUAAAAACGUACAAGACACGAUGAUGGGACAAGCUCCCCAAAUGACUGGUGAAUCCACCUCUUACACUCCUCCGGCCGGGAAUUCAUUGUUGAACACUCCCAUAGGACAGAAACGAAGCUACAGUCAUCUACUUCCGCCACCAGAACCGAGCCCCGAGGGAGACUACGUGAUAGGUCAGCACUCACAGGGAAUCGGUGGUCACUACGCCACGUCAUACAUCAAACGACAGAAACUGGACGACAAGUUUUCCGAUUAGUCAUCAUUUUAAAAAAUAUUGCUCAUGUCGGUUCCUAGCCAAUCAGUGUGUAGUUACAAGAUGAUAACUGUACAUAGGUUGUUAUUUAAACGAACUAGCCUAUAUACCUGUGGUCAGAAUGUGUCAAAUUCUAGGUCUUGGAGAGUGUAUGUUGUAAGAUUCGUCAUUCUAUCAUAACAAUGGCAAUCGGUUUCUGUUGCAGAACUUGUGAUCUUUAAUCUUAGGUAUGGUGCAUAUUUUCGUUCUAUGAGGGUAUAUAUUUUUGUGGGAAAAUUGUUGUGUAUCAUCGUCUUAAUUAUUGUGAUCAUCUGUAGUGUCCGCUGUAUUUCAAGACAUCAAGGGUUAAUCGAGCCAGAAUGAAUGGGCUGAAUGGUGCCUUCUGCAGGCGUUAAUUGUAUAGUAAUUUAAUACCAGGCACUUUGUGAACAAUCAGAUUGUCAAUUUCAUGUGUGCAUGUAGAUUAUUUCUUUUAUGUAGGUCUGUGUAUGUCUGUGUAUUUGAUUUAUUAAGUUGUGUGAAUAAUCAAAUUUGUCUAUAACGGAUAAUCAAACUUGUAUAUAAAGGUCGCCCAAAGGAUCUACAAAAUGUGUCUUUUUAAGAAGAUUUAGCUAUUACAUGUAUAUUCCAUCUCUGCCUUCACAAAAGUACUUUUCGUCAAUAAAUUCUUCUUUUUUCACAGGGGAGAGGAAUCGGAUAAAAAGUUUAUGAAAUAAUAGAAAUGUGUUAUUUUAUUGUACAAUUUGCUUCUUUAUUUGUUUAAUUAAUAAAUAAAUAAAAUAGCAACACCUCCCAUCUCCCUCCCCACGAAAAAAAAAAGAAGGAACCAUUUUGUAGUUUGCCAAAUCCACAAAAAAUUAAUGGAAAAAGAUCAGAUACAGUCAUCAUAUAUUUGUAUGCAGAAAGGGCCCUUCAUAAACAGAUUACAUAGCAUAACCUUUAUAGCAAGGUUUGGUGGGAUAAUAGAUGUAUACAGAAAUAUACGGUUAUGGCUGUUAAAUAUAGUUCAGUACAUUCUCAUUAUUGUUAUCCCGUCUGAGUCAGUUUUUAUAAACAUCUUCAUAUUUAAGAAUGUGUAGUAUGAGUGUUGUGUGGUAUUGAUACGUUACAUAAUUUGGGUAAUAGGUGUUUCAACGUCUGGUUGGCAUCCACAUCUUUUUUUAAACAUUGUGGUGAAUGGAAAAUGUAAUUGAUUGCCUAAUUCUUUUUUUUCUUCUUUUUUUGUCUCGUAACACAUAAUGCGACCAUUUCUGUCUGGCCGUUUGAACGUGUCAACAUUUGGUUCGUCAGGUUAAUAUUGGGUUAAAGUUUAUGACUAUAUAUCCUAUAUUUAAAGACAUUCUAGUAUAUGUUGGGAAUGUUUUGCGUUCAUAAGGUAGAGCAAGGUAGAAAUUUGUUAACAAAUAUAAAGAAACUUAAUUGUAAGCUUGUAAGGAAACUAUUGUAAUUAAUUGUUAUGCUCCCAGUGAAAUGAUCUUAGGGAAUGUAUUACAUGAUGUUAAAGGAAUUGGGUGUUGAACUAAUGCUUCCUACCUUCUGGUCUGAAAUUAGUCAGUAUUUGACAUGUGACCCACCAUGGCUUUGCCAUUCUAGUUAUAUCAAGUGAUUCGAUUCAUUUUAUUCAGUAUACAGUAAAGUUUCGUGAGUUGCAAGAAACAUAGUACUGGCAGGAAGUAUGUCCCUUACACUGGGAAGAAUUUUGGUCGGCCAAUUUUCACAUAUGUAGCUGCUUUUCCUUGAAAAUUAUUCCUAACUGGCUAAUGAAAAUUGUAUUAGCCAAAUACUAAAUGUUGUUGCCACUUUGUAUAUUAAUUAGCAAAUUAAAUGUUUUCAUCCACAUGGAAAGUUUUAAAAGCCAGCAAUAUGUAAAUAACAAGAUAAUCAUAAUUAAUGUUUCACUGGUAGCAGGAAAUUAAUUGUUACGGUAUUGGACAAAGUUGAUAUAAACACUGACUGUACAUAUGACAAAAAGAUGUCCAUUGUAACAUGUUAAUGAUUUGGUAAUAAAAUAAUCUCUCAAAUAAAAGUUACACAAUUUAACAGUUCAGCACCCAAUUUAUUGGCAUUGAGGUAGAUGUCCUUUUUGCUCAAUUCAGGAUACUGAAAUUUUGGGCUGUUUUGGCGUAUAGAUAUUUUCAAAAAGAUGAUUUAUGAAGUUGCUUAAUGUUGGCAAUUGUAGGCUACUCUAAGUUUAAUGGAAGGAACUAAAAAGGAUAAUAUGCAGUAGUUGGAAUCCUGCUUUUCCUUUGUAACCUUUUGAUCUUAGUCACCAAAUUGUAUCUUCUAUUUCCAUGUGACUACAUUUAACCUUUUUUCUGUCUUUUUUUUUUUUUUUUUUUGUCCAUUUAAAAAAAUAAAAUUCAACAAGUAAACCCAUUAUUAUGAGCGACUGAUAAUGUAUGUCUUAAAAAGACAUCAGGGCUACUAUAAAUGUAUUACACAAAUUGGCCAAUUCGGUUGUCUAGAUACAUUGUUUAAUAUAAUUUAGUUUUCCUACCAAUUUGACCAGUUUGGUAGUGCCGCUGUUCUUUUAUUGUCUUUAUGUACUUCCAUGGUUGUAGUGGAGCAUGAUUUCCAUAACGGGACCAGAUACUUUGAUGUUAGAUUUGCAUUCAGUGCCAUAGAUAUUUUAUUAUUUUCACUGAUGGUAAGUCCAUUUAAAUUGUUUUGGAAAAAAUAUAGUUUUAUUAAAAAUACAAAACAUCUGUGCACCUAUUAGAUUGAAAAUCUUUAUUUUGUUCACUUAUGUAAAUAGUUUAAUAUUUUAAGUUGCACAUGGUUUGGAAAAUAGUAUUAUUUUUUGUUUGGGUUUUUGUGCAUCAUAGCAUCCAUUUUAUACAUGCAUAGAUUUUAUGGUCAUUUAAAAUUUUUGUAUUUCUUUGCAUCCAUCAUUACUGUUGUUUUUUCUUUGGGUUUUUGUUUGUUUUUUGUCUUUAAAAUUGUAUUAUACAUUGUGUAUUUUAUUACAUGAACAUUUGGAGAUAUAUUGUUUUCUUGUGAUCAUUCUUUGUUCCAUCUUUCAAUCCUUUAUCUUUUUCUGUCAUUCCAUGCUCCAUUAAUAAUAUUGUUUGUGAGAUGUUAUGUUCAUGUGAAUGAGACAAAUAACAGUAGGAAAAUUGAUUUACUUUUCUUUUCUUUUUGUUAAUCAGUAAGGCAUUCCAGUGAUACAUAAUUUGUUUUUCAUCGGUAUACUCUGCAUUGCUGUGAUCAUGCUUAAAACAGUUUUUCAUAGCAUCAUGGUCACCACAGUGAUGUAUAAAUAAAAGUUCACUAAUCUGAGAACUGAAGGCUUGUACAGUUUUAUCAAUUUUCUUCGAAAAUACACAGCAUGUCACCUUCAUAGCCCAACACUGACAUUACAUUUAAUAUAGUUAAUAUGAUUUUGAAAAGAAAAAGAAUAAUAUGUUUUAAGAUCUGUAAAUUAGUAUGGAAUUCUUGUGAUAUAUCUGUGAACUGGAAGUUUAUUUGUUUUCGUUUGUUGCCUUUACCAAUUUCCUGUUUUAUUAGAAUUAAAGGACUUGAUUCCCUUUGUUUUCCCAUUUCUGCUAUGGUUAUUUAUGAAACAAUUAAUUUGGCCAUAAGAAUUUUUUUUUAACAAUGUUUGCUACAAUGCUAUUUUUUAAUUUUCUAUUUGAUCGUAUUUGUUCCUCCACCCCCAUCAGUCUCUAGUUACACAUUUGAUCUUUUAAUAUCUUCUUGUUACAUUCAGUCGUACCAUUCAUUAACAUGUUCAGUCUAUAAUAAUUCAAACAAAUUGUAACUCAUAAAAUAAAAAUAUAAACUAU